Messenger RNA from Carassius carassius (crucian carp), 2039 nucleotides. RefSeq names its product nuclear body protein SP140-like protein. The coding region runs from base 135 to 1979 and encodes 614 amino acids. The transcript is spliced from 16 exons. Gene Ontology annotation, biological process: regulation of transcription by RNA polymerase II. Gene Ontology annotation, molecular function: DNA binding; protein binding; DNA-binding transcription factor activity, RNA polymerase II-specific. Gene Ontology annotation, cellular component: nucleus. NCBI's taxonomy places the organism in Eukaryota, Metazoa, Chordata, Actinopteri, Cypriniformes, Cyprinidae. The record is from RefSeq and is a predicted model, not a curated record.
CUUUAUUAGUCAGACUGUCACAUUCAGGCGGGAGAUUCGGAAAUACAGUAGCUCUUUCGGUUUGAGUAGCCUACUCUCCAGUACAGAAAUAUACAAAUUAUUCCAGACUUCUCUGCCGGUUACAGAACGAAUUAAUGGAGCCGCUGGACUUUGUGACGAGAUCCACUGAAGAGUUGCUGUUUUUUCUCCACCGAAAAAAGACGGAGAUUUCGUGCAUCGAGCAUCCGCACAGAUUCCUCACUCAGCUGCGCGAUCACGACCUGGUUCCGGAGAAACUCUUUGAGAAUGUGAAAAAGAAGCGUUCUCGUGAGCAGAAGGAGAAGAUCGUCUAUGAGGUUCUGGACUGGGUGGAGAAAAAUAAACCACAGUACAUACAUCAGUUCUGGCGCUGCGUGUUUGAAGACCAUAUCCUGAAGUUCUACCCGCCACUAUGCAUGCUUAGAAAAAUACUGCUGGACGGCACUUUCAAAUUUGAUGAGAAACAUCCGAAUGUUGAGACACCAGAAGAGGAGGAAGAGAGUAAAGGAAAGGCAGAGAAAGGGAAGGAGAAGAGCUACAAAAGAAAGAGAAGUAAAGAUGAUAGAAGUAGUGAGGAUAAUGAUGAUCCUGAUCCUUCCUCUGCUUCCACACCCAGUCGUAAGAAACCAGGCAAAAAACCCUCAUUCUCGUCUCUUGUGAAGAAAGGAGACAAGCAGGAGAUUUGGAAGUGGCCUAUUUAUAAAACUCAGCUGCCUGUAACCUGUGGGGAUAAAGAAGGCACUCUCUAUCGGGACAAAAUGUCCAGAGGGGAAAAGUGUAUUUUGUCUCAAGAACGAUGGUUCACCCCAAAUGAUUUUGAAAAGUUUGCGGGUAAGGAAAAGUGCAAAAACUGGAAACUCAGCAUCUGCUGCAGAAACACACCGCUUAAGAAACUCAUUGAGGAGGAGCAUCUACAGUGUCCACCGAUGGAGAUAAAAAAGAGAACAUGUGUGCAAAAAAACAUGAAUAAGUUGUUUCCUGUCAGCUCAUCUGAGAGCUCCAAUGAAGACUCAGAAAAAAGCGCAGGUUCGAUGGAAGAAAGUGAUGCUGAAGGUUUCCAGGAACAGGGAGGGAAAGAAGAAGGAACAGAGUUUAGAGGGAGAGUUGAGGAGGAGGAAGAAGACAUGGCAGAUCUGUCUGUUUUCCAGGCUCCUUUUUUACCAGUCACCUGUGUUUCACUUACUGGGACUUUAUACAAAUACAGGUUUGCAACAGGGAUAUUUGGGAAGUGUAUACGCACUGAGGAAAGAUGGUUCACUCCGGAGGAAUUUGUAAAGCAGGAACCGACUCUCACAGAUGGACACUGGAAGAAAGAUAUACUGUGCCAUGGAAAAACGCUCAACCUUUUAAUCAAGAAAAAAAUCCUGUGCAAACAUUUACCUCUGUGUGAAUGUCAGAAUUGCACCAUUAAAAAGGAAGACCUGAUGGCACAGAACAAUGAUGACGAGUGUUACGUGUGUGACUCUGAGGAAGAUCUCGUGUGUUGUGAUAAGUGUCCACGAGCUUUUCAUUCUCACUGUCACCUACCAGCUGUACAUGGAGACUCACCUGGGGAAUGGAUUUGUACCUUUUGCGUGUUAAGAACCAGCCAACAAUGGCGUGACUCUAGAAACAUGUCUGAACAAGAGGCUUUCUAUGCCCCAGUGUCUCAAUACAGAUUGCACUGCCACUACCUCCUGUUAUGUGUGUACAGAGAGGACAUCCAGAAGGUGUUUUUUGAGGAUCCACGGCAAACGGUGCCUAGAUACUCUGAGUUCAUAUCUCAGCCGAUGUGGCUGGACAGAAUAAAGCAGAAAUUGGAAAGUGGAGAGUAUCAGACGAUAGGAGCAUUCGUCUCAGACUUUCAGCUAAUUUUCAGCAACUGCAGAACGUUCAAUAGGGACAAUGUUUUUGGUCAAAUGGGGGCCAGGCUGAAGAAAAUGUUCAAGGAAGAGUUCAAGAAAAUUUUCUGUAUCGGAUAACAAGUUUUUUAAAGAUACAAUUGAGAUCUGGAUAUUUUUCAAUAUUCAUAAGAGUUCAUU